UUCUUUGAUUCUAAAACCGUUAUUUCGAUUUUUCUCCAUCACUUAGUCUAUGCUCUCUUUCUCUUUUACUCUUCCCCAUAAAACUCCUAUCUUUUCUCCCUUUUUUAUUUUCAAGAAACCUCUCUCUCAUACACACACAUGAAAUGGCCAUGAAAAGGAGGUUGUGGAGCCCUGUAAUUCAAUUGAUCCUGCUACGUUAUGCAGUAUCAGAGUAUAGCUUGGCCGAACUCCUCCCCAACUUUAGCAAGGGUGACUUUCCCCAAGGCUUUAUAUUUGGAGCCGGAACUGCUGCUUAUCAGGUUGAAGGGGCAGUAGCAGAGGAUGGAAGGAAACCAAGCGUUUGGGACGUUUACACACACGCCGGAAAAGUGCCUGAUAAUAGCACGGGAGACAUAGCAGCAGAUGAAUAUCACAAGUACAAGGAAGAUGUGAAGCUUGCACAAGAUAUUGGCAUGGAUGCCUUCAGAUUCUCCAUCUCAUGGUCAAGGGUUAUUCCAAAUGGAAGAGGAGCGGUUAAUCCAAAGGGCAUAAUUUAUUACAACAAUCUCAUCAAUGAACUCAUCAGCCAUGGAAUCCAACCACAUGUAACUCUAUACCAUUUGGAUCUUCCUCAGAUACUAGAGGAUGAAUACAAAGGAUGGUUAAGCCCGAGGAUAAUAGAGGAUUUCAAAGCAUAUGCAGAGGUAUGUUUUAGAGAAUUUGGAGAUAGAGUUAAGCAUUGGUGCACACUCAAUGAGCCCAACAUGUUGGCAGUGGGCGCCUAUGACACGGGUAUAUGGCCUCCUCAACGAUGCUCUAAGCCAUGGGGCGUCUCAGAUUGUAGGGUAGGAAACUCAUCGACUGAGCCCUACAUUGUUGCUCAUAAUUCAUUGUUGACACAUGCGGCCACUGCGAAACUCUACAAGGACAAGUAUCAGGGUAUGCAAAAAGGAUUCAUUGGACUGUCAGUAUACGCCUUCUGGUACGUUCCACUGACAAAUUUGUCAUGGGACAUUGCCGCAGCACAAAGAGCUCUUGAUUUCAACUCUGGCUGGUUUCUAAAGCCCUUGGUCUUUGGGGACUACCCUAAGAUCAUGAAAGAAAUCGUUGGGUCAAGGCUACCAACUUUUACAAAAGAAGAAUCUCAAAAAAUCAAAGGCUCCUACGACUACAUCGGAUUGAUUCACUACACCACAAUGUACGCCUCCGAUGACAAAAGCCAUACGAAAACAGGACUUCGAGACUAUGAAGCCGAUAUGUUCGUCAAAUUUUCAGUAGAAUGUUAUGCUAGAUCCCUGGUGUAUUGCCCGUUGUUCCGUGGGGGCUACAAGGGCUAUUGGAAUAUGUCAAGCGAACUUACAACAAUGCUCCGGUAUUUGUACAUGAGAAUGGUAACUCUCUCUCUUUACUUCUUGUUUGAGAAAUUUCGGAGAACCAACCUCGACCCCCCCUAUACAAACUGGUAAACUCACCAUAAGACACAAGUUAUCCGAUUUCCAUUUCGAGCACACUACCUAGUUGGGAUAUCCUGCUAUACAUCCCCUCGUAUGUAAAUUCGCUAUGUUCCUUUACAAUGUCUUUUUAUAAGAAUGGGCAGCUAGGAUAGCUUCAUUUAUAAAGUUACAAUGAAUCAAAUUUAGUUGAAUUUCUUAACAAGAUAUUCAUGAUAUCCUAUCGUUUUAAAGAAUUUAGUUGAAUUUUUUAACAAGAUAUUCAUGAUAUUCUAUCGUUUUAAAGAAUGUAUAUGCGAUGGCAACAUCGACCUUUGGAGAUCGAGGCAAACAUAUAGAAAAGGUAUUACAAAAAAGAUAUAGAGUUGAAAAUAAGAAAAACCGACUUUUGUUACAGCUAUAGUCGAGGUCAUUAUGUUUCAGUUCAAAAUGAGGAGUUGAGGGCCCUUUGGAAAUUACAUGGCAGCUCUUCAAAAGGAACAAGUGACAACCACUCCUAGCCAUUAUAUGUAAAAUCAGGUUACUCGGAUUGUCACACUAACAAAGCUUGAAGUCCUAGAAAUUUUUCUUCUUAAGUGUACCAAGAAAUGACCUAGCCAUUCGAUUUUAAAUCCGACUAGCUUGAGUUAUUUGUGACGUUCUCAUUGUAUAAAAUCCUAAAAUAUUCUCAUCACUGCCAUUGAUGUGGAUCUCAAUAACCUGCCUAUCAUUUGAUGUGUUAUGCUUUGCCUGUUAGGUUUCGGAAUCUCGAAUCAAGAAUCUCUUCCUCUUCUAGAGGCAUUAAAUGACACUGCAAGAGUAAGCUACUUGAAUGGCUACAUUGGGAGCCUUCUAAAUGCUGUAAG
Molecule: messenger RNA, 2275 nt
Organism: Amborella trichopoda
Lineage: Eukaryota; Viridiplantae; Streptophyta; Magnoliopsida; Amborellales; Amborellaceae
Product: beta-glucosidase 22
Biological process (GO): carbohydrate metabolic process
Molecular function (GO): beta-glucosidase activity
Source: RefSeq, a predicted model, not a curated record